AUGUCGGAUCAGAGCGUGGUUACAGGUGAAGCUUUAAGCAGACGCGCCUACAUUGGUGGUCUUUCUAGAUACAUAACCGAAAACGAUCUUAAAGAUCGUUUUGGUUCCUUUGGUGUAAUAUCCAAAAUAGAUAUUAUACGCGAUUCGAACACAGUCUAUGGUCGUGUUGCCGGUGAUUCCGCAUCCCGUUACCUAUUCCAGAAUUUGUCAUGUGCAACUGCCAAUCGUCGUCUAGGGCAAAUUACUGGACAAUUGGCUCCAUAUCAAGCAACCGUUUCUGUUGACCCUGCAAGUCAAAAAGUGAACUUGGAAAUUUCUUGGAGUCAACAAAAAGAUGGUAUAAGUCAGUAUACUCCAGCUCAAACUUCUCAAGCUUCACCAAGCCAGGAACCGGCUCCAGAGAAGAAAGCAGAGGUACCACGUGAGAAGAAGGAAUAUACCGCUGAAGAAGUUGCUAAACAUAAUAAAGAAAACGACUGUUGGGUAAUAGUUAAUGGUGAAGUUUUAAACGUCACCAAUUUUCUUCCAGAUCACCCUGGUGGUAAAAAAGCCAUUCUAAUUUAUGCUGGAAAGGAUGCUACUGAAGAGUUCAAUAUGUUGCAUGAAAAAAAUGUAGUGCAGAAGUAUUCACCAGAA
Racocetra persica is the source of this 636-nucleotide messenger RNA. The record is from the annotation of a GenBank genome assembly. NCBI's taxonomy places the organism in Eukaryota, Fungi, Glomeromycota, Glomeromycetes, Diversisporales, Gigasporaceae.